Puccinia graminis f. sp. tritici CRL 75-36-700-3 is the source of this 2083-nucleotide messenger RNA. RefSeq lists its product as uncharacterized. Gene Ontology annotation, cellular component: membrane. NCBI's taxonomy places the organism in Eukaryota, Fungi, Basidiomycota, Pucciniomycetes, Pucciniales, Pucciniaceae. Bases 60 to 1550 code for a protein of 496 amino acids. Gene Ontology annotation, molecular function: transmembrane transporter activity. The transcript has 3 exons. The record is from RefSeq and is a predicted model, not a curated record. Gene Ontology annotation, biological process: transmembrane transport.
AACGAGGCCAACUUAAGUCAGCUAAACCCCAUGAAAUUCGAUAAACUUGCCAGGCUCAAAUGUUAGACGAACAUCCCAGGACGCGACAGCUUAUCACCCUCCUCUCCAGUGUUUCGAUUUCAUUGAGCGCCGGAACUAAUUAUGCAUUUUCGAUUUAUUCGGUCCAACUUGGACACAAGCUCCAUCUCUCGGCCACCUCGCUGAACGUGAUUGGUCUGGCGGGCAACCUGGGCAUGUACAUCUCGUCGCCCUUCGUGGGCCGAUACAUCGAUCGAUAUGGCCCGACGAUACCCUUACUAGGAGCCGGGACGUUGAUCUCGUUGGGCUACGGCUUACUCUGGCUCUUGUUCACCCAGCCGAGUCUACCGUUGGUGGUCGUCCAAACCUUGAUGGGAAACCUGUUCGCCGGCCUGGGCUCUUCGAUCGCCAACAGCUGUGCCAUCACCGGCACCGCAUCCGUCUUUGCGCCCUCCCAUCGAGCCACGGCCAUCGGCACCGUCCUGGCCGGAUUCGGCCUCUCUGCCUUCUUCUGGACGACCAUCGGCUAUCAUAUCGCAAAGUCCGACACUGCCGUCUUGCUGGGCCUCUUGAGCAUCGGCCCCUCUUUGGCCAUCCUUCUCGGCGCAUCUGGUUACGUGCUCAUGGGCAUCGGCUGUGAUGAUCGUCAGACCUCCCCCUCCUCCCAAGACCAACCAUGCACAUCCCAUUCUCGCCAAUCUACCGAAGAUACUCAGCUCUUACCGCUCAAGAAACAGACUGAUAUCACCGGCUGGGCCUUGGUCCGAGAGCUGGACUUUUGGAUGAUUUGGCUCGUCAUGAGUUGCUGCUGUGGUAUUGGUCUGAUGAUCAUCAAUAACCUAGGUACGAUGUUGGUUGCUAUUUAUGGACCCACAUCACCGGACAGCUCAGAUCAGACCGUCAGAUUAUACCAAGCACAUGCCGUCUCGAUCUUAUCGAUCUUUAACUGUUUUGGCCGAAUCUUUGCGGGGACGUUUUCGGAUCUGUUGAAGCGUGGACUCUCGAUUGGGCGUGUAUGGUGGUUGUGCUGGAUCUCGAGCCUGUUCCUGCUGAGUCAAAUCUUAGGAUACUUUGCGGUCUCCGAGCUGGAUCACGUGGUUUGGCUGGGCGGUCUGGUCGGAUUUGCGUAUGGGAACAUGUACGGUGCCGGGCCCGCAUUGGUGCUCGAAUGGUUCGGCCUCAAACACUUUGCGACCAACUUUGGAUUCCUGAAUCUGGCCCCAUUACUCUGUGGACAGAUCUUCAAUCUGAGCUUUGGGAGGAUUUUCGACCAUCAUUCUCAGCAUUCCUCGGACGCAGAGGAUCGUCAUUUGAUUUGUCUUGACCGUCGAGGCUGUUAUCAGGCCGCGUUCCUCAUCACUAUCUGUGGCGCGCUGCUCUCCUUAUCACUAUCGAUCUCACUCGGCUUCAGACGCCCUGAAUUUAUCUCGCAAUCCAAAUCGAACUCGAACUUCAGAAGGACUCAUGAGCACGAUGGUGAUGAUGACGGUGAAUCUGCACCUAUCCUCAGAUCAUCCACAGAAGACCUUUGAGAUUCCUUUACAUCUUCCUUCCUAUUUCUCUCUGUAUUUAGACACUGCACUCCAGGACAGCCGCAAUAUCUCUUUAUCCCCUAUCACCCAAGCAACUUUUCUCUUUACAUCUAUCAGUUAUCCCAGACCACUCUGAGUGUCUCGAUUGUUCUUCUACGUUCCAGCUUGUAUUAAAUUAGAAAUGUCUCUGAUCUAUCAUUCUACAUUUUCUUCUUCUCAUCAUGCUCAUCAUUAUUAUUCAUAUUGCUACCCAAGUGCAAUCGUCGGAAGUUCAAAUUUGUAUAUGUAGUAUCCAGUUUUGAUUGAUGUUGUUAUUUGUAGUUAGACUCUUAUUUGGAUAGAUUCCCGUCUGUUUCAGAUUCAGAUCAAGUUUCCUUUACGUUUUUUUUUUGUGAAAGAGUAAGAUGUCCAUGUCUGCUUUGUACACAUUCCUAUUUGCAAUUUUAGUGUCAAGGCGGUGGCUAUCACCGAUCGAUGAUGGUCGAAUUGAUUUUGAUCGAUUGGGAGAGCAAGUUCGACAGCCUCCCAUGUUA